AUUCUAAACCAUUCCACAGCGCCGUACUUUGAAAUCAAACCAAGGUUGGGUUCUAGGAUAUUCAAUUAUUGUCGUCGCGACCAUAAUUAGGGUUUUUCUCUAUUCCGGCGAUCCCGACCAUUUUUGAAUUUUCUUUCAGCAAUUGCCAUUUCUGCUAGGGUUUUUGAAUCGAGCCCUUGAAACAAGCCGAAGUUAAUCGAGGAAGAAGCCAUGUCGUUGAGACCGACUGCAAGAACCGAGGUUCGUCGGAACCGUUAUAAGGUCUCUGUUGAUGCUGAAGAGGGCCGUCGCCGGCGAGAAGAUAAUAUGGUGGAGAUCAGGAAGAGUAAACGCGAAGAGAGCCUUCAGAAGAAGCGUAGGGAAGGCCUUCAAGCACAGCAGUUUCCUUCUGCUGUCCACACUUCCACUGUCGAGAAGAAGUUAGAGAGCCUUCCGUCUAUGGUUGCGGGGGUCUGGUCUGAUAAUAGUAAUCUUCAGCUGGAGGCAACAACUCAGUUUCGGAAAUUACUUUCGAUUGAACGAAGCCCUCCCAUUGAGGAAGUGAUUCAAUCUGGAGUUGUUCCUCGUUUUGUAGAAUUUCUUGUGAGGGAGGAUUUCCCUCAACUUCAGUUUGAAGCUGCUUGGGCUCUCACGAACAUAGCGUCUGGAACCUCGGAGCACACAAAGGUGGUUAUUGAUCAUGGUGCAGUUCCCAUUUUUGUUAAGUUACUCGUGUCUCCUAGUGAUGAUGUUCGAGAGCAGGCUGUGUGGGCUUUGGGCAAUGUUGCUGGAGAUUCACCUACAUGCCGUGAUCUUGUCCUUCGCCAUGGAGCUUUGGUUCCACUUCUUUCACAGCUGAAUGAGCAUGCUAAGCUUUCCAUGUUGCGAAAUGCUACUUGGACACUUUCGAACUUUUGUCGGGGCAAGCCACAACCUCCAUUUGAUCAGGUAAAGCCAGCUCUUCCUGCACUUGAGCGCCUAGUUCACUCGAAUGACGAAGAAGUUCUGACAGAUGCCUGCUGGGCUCUCUCUUAUCUUUCUGAUGGCACAAACGAUAAAAUCCAAGCCGUGAUUGAGGCAGGGGUGUGCGGGCGACUUGUACAGCUCCUAUUACAUCCUUCAUCAUCAGUUCUCAUUCCUGCUCUUCGGACGGUUGGGAAUAUCGUGACCGGAGAUGACCUUCAAACUCAGUGUAUCAUUAGUGAUGGUGCGCUUCCAUGCCUUCUGAGCUUAAUGACUCACAAUCAUAAAAAGAGUAUCAAGAAAGAGGCUUGCUGGACAAUAUCUAACAUUACUGCUGGAAACAAGGAACAAAUCCAGGCUGUCAUUGAUGCUGAGUUAAUACCUCCGCUAGUGAAUUUGCUUCAAACUGCUGAGUUUGACAUAAAAAAAGAGGCUGCAUGGGCAAUUUCAAAUGCAACAUCUGGUGGUGCUCAUGAUCAAAUUAAGUACCUUGUCACUGAAGGCUGCAUCAAACCAUUAUGUGAUCUUCUUGUAUGCCCAGAUCCUAGGAUUGUUACGGUUUGUUUAGAAGGGUUAGAGAACAUUUUGAAGGUCGGAGAAGCCGAAAAGAAUUUGGGUGCCAGUGGAGACGUUAAUCUAUAUGCGCAGAUGAUCGAUGAUGCUGAGGGUUUAGAAAAGAUUGAAAAUCUCCAGAGUCAUGACAACCAUGAGAUCUAUGAAAAGGCUGUCAAAAUUCUCGAGACAUAUUGGUUGGAGGAAGAGGAUGAGGCCUUGGCCGCUACUGAUGGUGAGGCUCAACCUGGCUUCCGCUUCGGUGGAAACGCUCUUCCAGUUCCUUCUGGUGGAUUCAACUUUAGUUGAAUGCUUGAAGUUUAUGGGCUUUUGGUAAUGAAGGGAUAGUCGUCGUACACAUGUGUUGGCUCACAAACUUAGAUGUCGUGGUUGAUUGGGUUCGAUGUGGGUCCAAUCUGGGCAUCUUAA
Cucurbita maxima (winter squash) is the source of this 1923-nucleotide messenger RNA. RefSeq names its product importin subunit alpha-1-like. The transcript has 11 exons. Lineage: Eukaryota; Viridiplantae; Streptophyta; Magnoliopsida; Cucurbitales; Cucurbitaceae. Gene Ontology annotation, cellular component: cytoplasm; nucleus. The coding region runs from base 211 to 1803 and encodes 530 amino acids. The record is from RefSeq and is a predicted model, not a curated record. Gene Ontology annotation, molecular function: nuclear import signal receptor activity; protein binding. Gene Ontology annotation, biological process: NLS-bearing protein import into nucleus.